Molecule: messenger RNA, 1668 nt
Organism: Saccharomyces paradoxus
Lineage: Eukaryota; Fungi; Ascomycota; Saccharomycetes; Saccharomycetales; Saccharomycetaceae
Gene: IPI3
Product: chromatin-binding/pre-rRNA-processing protein IPI3
Exons: 1
Coding region: 1-1668 (555 amino acids)
Biological process (GO): DNA-templated DNA replication; rRNA processing
Cellular component (GO): nuclear pre-replicative complex
Molecular function (GO): protein binding
Source: RefSeq, a predicted model, not a curated record
AUGGAUGAGCAAGUUAUUUUUACAACAAAUACCUCAGGGACGGUAGCUUCUGUACACUCGUUCGAACAGGUGAAUUUAAGACAGUGCUCUACUCAAUCAAGAAAUAGUUGUGUCCAAGUAGGGAACAAACACUUAUUCAUUGCUCAAGCGCAAAAAGCAUUAAUCAAUGUCUACAAUUUGUCAGGUUCGUUCAAAAGAGAGUCUGUUGAACAGCGCUUACCAUUACCUGAAAUCCUCAAAUGUCUAGAAGUAGUUGAAAAUACUGGCGUGCAGUAUGAUAGAAUUCAAGGUAUCAACCAUAAUUUGCCAGAAUUCAAUCUUCCAUAUCUUUUACUUGGUUCAACCGAAUCAGGUAAAUUGUACAUAUGGGAGCUGAACUCAGGGUUUCUAUUGAACGUAAAGCCUAUGGCUCACUACCAAAGUAUCACCAAGAUCAAGUCUAUUUUGAAUGGAAAGUAUAUAAUCACCUCGGGUAACGAUUCAAGGGUUAUUAUAUGGCAGACAGUUGACUUAGUGUCAUCAUCCAAUGAUGAUCCUAAGCCUAUAUGUAUCCUUCACGAUCAUACUUUGCCCGUGACAGAUUUCCAGGUUUCUUCCAGUCAAGGAAAAUUUCUAUCAUGUACUGAUACGAAACUAUUCACGGUAUCCCAAGAUGCUACGAUUAGGUGCUACGAUUUGAGUCUAAUAGGCAGCAAAAAGAAACAGGAAGCAAACGAAAAUGACGUUAGUAUUGGCAAAGCACCUGUAUUGCUUGCAACAUUCACAACACCUAAUGCUAUCAAAUCUAUUGUUCUUGAUCCUGCUGACAGAGCAUGCUAUAUCGGUACUGCAGAAGGUUGUUUUUCACUGGAUUUAUUUUACAAACUAAAGGGUAAUGCCAUCGUUAAUCUGUUACCAUCCGCAGGUAUGAACACAGUUCAAAAAAGUAGAGUUUUUUCCUUAGUACAACGUAACUUAGUGACUAGUAGCGGAAAUCAGGAUUUGGAUGCACUAUACGCAAUGGGUCAACUUGUCUGUGACAAUCUCCUAAAUUCGAAUGUGUCGUGUCUGGAAAUAUCAAUGGAUGGUACAUUAUUAUUAAUUGGUGACACGGAGGGAAAAGUUUCUAUCGCGGAAAUCUACUCAAAGCAGAUCAUUAGAACUAUCCAAACUUUAACUACAUCACAGGCUUCAGUUGGAGAGGUGACCAACCUCUUAGUCAACCCUUACAGACUCGAAAGUGGAAACCUACUAUUUGAAGGAGAACCCAAGGACAAACAAUCAAGUAAUAGUAAUGGCCACAACUCUAUGAAGAUACCAAACUUGCAAAGAGUUAUUUUCGAUGGUAAAAACAAGGGUCAUUUACACGAUAUCUGGUACCAGAUAGGAGAACCAGAAACAGAGACAGACCCCAGCCUUGCAUUACCACUUAAUCAUUUUAAUGCUUAUUUGGAGCAGGUCAAAGCACAAGAAUCCAUUUUUACACAUAUCGGUAAGGUAUCAAGUGACGUGAAAGUGAUUGACAAUGAAACCAAUGUCACUCAAUCCUUAGACGGCAUUGCCGCUAAAGAUGAAGAAAUUACUGAACUUAAGGCCAACAUAGAAGCGUUAACCCACGCCUACAAGGAGUUACGUGGUAUGCACGAAAAGCUCUACGAGGAACACCAACAGGUGCUCGACAAGCAAUAA